Aspergillus melleus is the source of this 1247-nucleotide messenger RNA. RefSeq names its product glycosyltransferase family 32 protein. Gene Ontology annotation, biological process: mannosyl-inositol phosphorylceramide biosynthetic process. NCBI's taxonomy places the organism in Eukaryota, Fungi, Ascomycota, Eurotiomycetes, Eurotiales, Aspergillaceae. Gene Ontology annotation, molecular function: mannosyltransferase activity. The record is from RefSeq and is a predicted model, not a curated record. The transcript has 3 exons. The coding region runs from base 123 to 1157 and encodes 344 amino acids.
CACCCAAUGUACCACCUCGAUGCCCAUCCUCUUCGGAUCCAUGACUUGUUCCCCCCUCGUCUUGUCUCGAUUCUUAACGCUGCUAAUUACUUGACUGCCCAAUUGAUCCAGCACGGUGAGCCAUGGUCCUCACGCGGGUCCGGCUGCUGCUCGUCGUCCUACUCGUCUCUCUGUACCUUUCUCUGCGAUCCUCCCUAGCGACGCAGCUGUACCUGUUGCUGCGACUUCCCUUUGUCUGGACCGAUUCGUCCGCCGAGUCCGUCAUCUCGCUCGAGCGUGACCGUUUCGACGUCACCUUUCAUUCCUACCCGGCGUUGCCCUCCUUCGACGACUCGGACCCCUCUGCGACGACCUCCACUGCAGAAUCCGAGCUGCGCGUCCCCGUCCGACUGCAUCACAUCCACCUAGGGACCGCCGAACUGCGACCCGAGUGGCAGACCGCGCGGACCGAAUGUCUGAAACACCACCCGACCUGGGAACCCUAUCUCUGGGACGACGCGGCCGCCACGCGCCUCGUGCGCGAAGAAUUCCCCGAGAUCGCCGGGCUCUGGGAGAGUUACCCGUACCUGGUGCAGCGCGUGGAUGCGCUACGGUAUAUGGUGUUGUACAAGUACGGAGGCGCUAUACUAGACUUCGAUCUCGUCUGUCGACGACCACUUGACCCUCUUCGUCAGUUCGACUUUGUUGCCCCCGCGGCGCAUCCGGCGGGCUUUUCGAUUGGAAUGAUGCUCGCCUCGCCGAAUCAUUCGUUUCUGGCCGAUCUCGUACAUCAUCUGCCGGCAUUCAAUCGGCGGUGGUUUCUGUUGCCGUAUGCGACUGUCAUGUUCAGUGCUGGGUGCCAUUAUGCUUCGACCAUCUAUACCAUGCAGCGCAACCGUACUAGCCUACGUAUUCUCUCCGGACCCCCUACCGAUCCAAACAUGCACAUGCUCAACGGAUUCGUGGACACGCCGCUAUUUCAACACCUGGGGACAUCGUCCUGGCAUGCGCAUGAUGUGACCGCAUUUCGAGUAUUGAAUGCCGCUCGAAGAAGUUGGACAUGUCUGGUCGCAUUUGGGAUUGGAUUUGGGGUUGUUGUGCUGGUUGUGGUGGGGACGCUUGGGGUUAUGCGACGGUCUUCGAGGCGGGAUGGGUCGGUGAUAACUAAGGCGGCGUAGGCGUUUAUUUACUCCUGCUAGCUUGGGUGAUAUGGUGGCGGUUCUGGAUGUUUGGGUCUUGUCAUUUCUUUUCGAUUGUCGCUACUUGGU